AGUCUUUCCUCUGCAUACUCACAAAACAUUAUAACCUUGUAGGCCAUCUUCUAUGACCAAAAAACAUUAAUGAUGGUCCUACAGAUAACCAGAACCAACUCAAGUUGACUUGACUUGCUUUUGGCUUCUCUCUUUCCUUCUUUCUCUCUAGUGUCCCUUCCUUCACAAGAAGAUCUUUCUGGGUUAAAUUAUGUUGUGUUUGUCAAGUAGGAAGAAGGAGAAGAAGAAAAAAAAGGAGAUCAAUCUCCAGAAGAACGAGAGCUUAUUUCUGGAGGAACUCAUAGCAUCUUCAGGAGGUAAAUACAAUCCUAUCCGUACGUUUUCUUCCCGCCAGAUCCUUCAAGCUACAGACAACUUCAACAUGAGCAACGCAAUCUGUGAAGACAGAUUCGUGUGGUACAAAGGUACGAUAGAAAACAUAACCGUGCUGAUCAAGAACUACAAUGAAGAAAGCUUAACGAUGAUCCCUGACAAUAUAUACCGUGACAUAGCAGUCUCAUCGAUGAUGAGUAGCCACAAGAAUGUUCUCAAGCUAUUAGGGUGUUGUCUAGAGUUUCCUACCCCGGUUCUCGUGUGUGAAUACCCUGAAAAUGGUGCUCUUACUGAUAUGCAUGCAGGGGAAGGCAUCAAGCCAUUGGCUUGGAACGUGAGGUUGAAGAUAGCCCGUGAGAUUGCAGAUGCUGUGACGUAUCUUCAUACUCAGUUCCCUAGGAUUAUAAUCAAUAGGGACUUAAAGCUUAAGAAUAUUUUCUUGGACGAGAAUUGGACUGCUAAGCUCACUUCUUUCAGCCUCAGCAUUCCUAUUCCAGAGGGAGAGUCAUGUGUAAUUGACAUCAUUUGCGGGACAACGCCACAUGUCGAACCCGAAUAUACGGCAACAGGUUUUGUCACUGAGAAUGUUAAUGUUUAUAGCCUUGGAUCCAUGACGCUCAGUCUUUUGAUAGGAAAGUCUUGGUUCAUUUAUCAUCCGUAUGAAGAUUACAGUUACAAGCGGCUAACUGAUUAUGUUGAGGAGUGCUUGGGGCAAGGAAUGUUCACCAAACUGAUAGACCCAUCCAUGUUAAACAGCGUGGAUGACAAUGUUCCUGAUCAUUCAAGAGUGCAAAUGGAAGCAUUUGUUGAACUUGCUUUGAGAUGUCUUGGAUUAAGACCAGGAGAAGACAAGCCUCGCAUGAUAGAUGUUGCAAAGGAACUGAAACAUAUAGAGAAACAGACCUGA
Brassica napus (rape) is the source of this 1219-nucleotide messenger RNA. Its product is annotated as serine/threonine-protein kinase ZRK7-like. The record is from RefSeq and is a predicted model, not a curated record. Gene Ontology annotation, biological process: protein phosphorylation; cell surface receptor signaling pathway. Gene Ontology annotation, cellular component: plasma membrane. NCBI's taxonomy places the organism in Eukaryota, Viridiplantae, Streptophyta, Magnoliopsida, Brassicales, Brassicaceae. Gene Ontology annotation, molecular function: ATP binding; protein serine/threonine kinase activity. Bases 191 to 1219 code for a protein of 342 amino acids. The transcript is spliced from 3 exons.